Messenger RNA from Acanthopagrus latus (yellowfin seabream), 9021 nucleotides. RefSeq names its product leucine rich repeat containing 7 (gene lrrc7). Gene Ontology annotation, cellular component: postsynaptic density; postsynaptic membrane; adherens junction. The transcript has 33 exons. Lineage: Eukaryota; Metazoa; Chordata; Actinopteri; Spariformes; Sparidae. The coding region runs from base 545 to 5530 and encodes 1661 amino acids. Gene Ontology annotation, molecular function: protein binding. Gene Ontology annotation, biological process: neurotransmitter receptor transport postsynaptic membrane to endosome; neurotransmitter receptor transport, endosome to postsynaptic membrane. The record is from RefSeq and is a predicted model, not a curated record.
GAGAAGAGGAGGAAGAGGAAGAAGAAGAGGGGCACCGCUCACAGACUCGGUCACGGAUCCGUUCAUUCGGUGCGGUUUUUACAAGAACCGCACGCUGACCUCUCCUCUCUUUCUUCCCGCAUGUGACCGCAUCUUCUCUUUCUAUUUCAUUUAAUUUUUUUUCUUUUUUCUAUUUCUUAAACAUGGAGGCGGAGCGAGGCGUCUAGUGAAAGAAACCAGCCGAGGAGAUCUGACUGUAGCGUGUGAGAGUGUGACUUGGAUUUAAAGCUCACGGACUGAGCCUGACAUGAGUCUGGCUCUCACCCGGGCUGACGUGCGCAUCUCCCCCGCUCUCCGGCCCCGCGGGUACUAAGGAUGCGGCUGGCAGCGCGGGUACCUGUCCUGGUUUCACACCGGCUCGGUUCGUCCCGGUAGACUGAUCCUACCCGGUGCUGCUGCUGCUGCUGCUGCUGCGGUGUCCUCAGGGGCCACCAGAGUGAUUUUUAUUAUUAUUAUUUUUUUUUAAUUCUUACAAGAACCGGAUCCGCCACCAGCAGCUUGACAGAUGGAUAACUACUCUACUUUACAACUGCAGUGUCUGGAAAUGACCACGAAGCGGAAGCUGAUUGGCCGGCUGGUGCCGUGCCGUUGUUUCCGUGGCGAAGAGGAAGUGAUCUCAGUGUUGGACUACUCCCACUGCAGCCUGCAGCAGGUCCCCAAGGAGAUCUUCAGCUUCGAGAGAACUCUGGAGGAGCUCUACCUAGAUGCCAACCAGAUUGAGGAACUACCCAAGCAACUCUUCAACUGCCAGGCCUUGAAGAAGCUGAGCAUGCCCGAUAACGACCUGUCCAACCUGCCCACCACCAUCGCCAGCUUGGUUAACCUCAAAGAGCUGGACAUCAGUAAAAACGGUAUCCAGGAGUUUCCAGACAAUAUAAAAUGCUGUAAAGGCCUGUCUGUGGUGGAGGCCAGUGUCAACCCCAUCACCAAACUCCCAGAUGGUUUCACGCAGCUCCUGAAUCUGACACAGCUCUUCUUAAACGAUGCCUUCCUGGAAUAUCUGCCAGCUAACUUUGGCAGACUCUCCAAACUACGGAUCCUGGAGCUGAGAGAGAACCACCUGAAAACCAUGCCAAAGUCCAUCCACAGACUGACACAGUUGGAGAGGUUGGAUCUGGGUAGCAAUGAAUUCUCUGAUGUGCCGGAGGUGUUGGAGCAGAUCCACAACCUGAAAGAGCUAUGGAUGGAUAACAACUCUCUGCAGUCUAUACCAGGGUCUUUAGGAAAACUACGUCAGUUGCGGUACUUGGACUUAGCUAAGAAUCGCAUCGAGACGUUGGACACGGAUAUUUCAGGCUGCGAGUCCUUAGAGGACCUGCUGCUGUCCUCCAACAUGCUGCAGCACCUUCCUGACACUAUAGGAAUGUUGAAGAAGCUGACAACAUUGAAGGUAGAUGACAACCAGCUGACCUCACUGCCUAACACCAUUGGGAGUGCGAAGCCCAAGCAAGGUCUGUCUCUGUUGGAGGAGUUGGACUGUAGUUGCAAUGAGUUGGAGUCGUUGCCUCCCACCAUUGGCUACCUGCACAGCCUGAGGACCUUUGCUGCCGACGAGAACUUCCUCUCAGAGCUGCCCCGGGAGAUCGGUAACUGUAAGAACGUGACGGUGAUGUCGCUGCGGUCCAACAAACUGGAGUUUCUCCCUGAUGAGAUCGGACAGAUGACCAAACUACGAGUCCUGAACCUUAGUGACAACAGGUUAAAGAAUCUACCGUUUACCUUUACUAAGCUGAAGGACCUGGCAGCUCUCUGGCUCUCUGACAAUCAGUCCAAGGCUCUGAUCCCGCUGCAGACAGAAGCCCACCCUGAAACCAAACAGAAGGUUUUGACCAACUACAUGUUUCCUCAGCAACCGCGACACGAUGAGGAUUACCAGUCGGACAGUGACAGCUUUAAUCCUACACUGUGGGAGGAACAGAGACAGCAGAGGAUGACUGUGGCCUUUGACUUUGAGGACAAGAAAGAAGAGGAAGACAACUCUGGGAAGGUCAAGGUGGAGAUCAACCUAAAGCGCUACCCUACACCCUACCCUGAGGACCUGAAGAACAUGGUCAAGUCGGUGCAAAGCCUUGUGGGUAAAAGUGUGCAUGCCGGACACCCGCAGCUACACCAACACCAACAUCAACACCAACACCAACACCAACUCCAACACCAGCACCAGCAUCAGCACCAGCACCAGCACCAGCUGAGCACAGGCACUGCCACCUCGGCAGGAACCAACAUGGAGCACUCGCACCUCAGCAAAGAACAGUACGAGCCACCGUGGCCCCUGCCCCCCAAAGAGGUGACAGACAGAGAGAUGCAGGACUUCUCUCAGAAUCAGCUAAUGGAUCAGGGAUCAAUGCAUAACUCUGGCAUCGACAUUCCCAAGAGGAAGGACAAAGAGGACCUGACAGAGAGCUCUGAGGACUCGAUGGGCGGCUCCCCCAACGACAUCCGUAUCUCCGACAUGAGGCCCACCCUGGUGGAGCCACCGAUGUACAAACCAAAGGUGGUGCUGCUGGGGAAGGACAAGAAAGAGUCGACAGAUGAGGAGGUAGAUAAGCUCCACUGUCUCAACCACAGCGGCUCCUCGGCCACAUAUUCCGACUACUCCCCCUCGCAGGGCUCCUCCGGCUCCUCCAACCCGCCCGCCAACGCACACUCGCACUCUCACGCACAUCAACACGCCCCCGCCCUGCCGGCCCCCACCAAGGACCAGGCCCCUCAGACGCACUGGACCAACAGACUGGCUCAGUCAUUCCCCAAGCCCAUUGACUCCAAGCCCCUGCUAUCUCAGCGAGAAACCCCUCCGUCAGGAACCCUGCAGCAGCGCGGAGAUCGACGUCCACUGAGUGAGCCUUUUGAUUGGUCCGAGGCCCCUCACUACGACAACACAGGGUUCGACGCAGAGGAGUCUCCCCUGGAUCCUCCAUCCAGCGGGAGUCAGGGAAACCCACCGCUGGGCUCCAAGCCCCGCAGCCAGUCAACACACGGGCGCCGCCCCCUCCUCAGGCAAGAGCGAAUCGUAGGAGUCCCUCUCGAGCUGGACACUCAGACGCUCCCCUUCCACAGCAACCAACGCUCCACUCCGGACAAUGACCCACAAUCCGGACCUUCAUCUCAGAAUCCUUGGCAGAACUGGACCAGAACCCCCAGCCCACUGGAGGAUCGAACCGCUUUUCCCUCCAAACUGGACAUGACGCCCUCCUCCAGCCCCAACCCUGACCGCAAGGACAUAGACUCAAGAAUGGAGCAAGGUGCAGGGCCUCUACCUGGCAGCUGGUCGUAUCACAACAAUCAGGGGGACCAGAACAGGAAAGAUCAGUUAACCGUCAGCGGGGGCAACAAGGUGACUGUGGUGAUGAGUAAAAGCUCCGACCGCCUGUCCCCCAUGAUGAGGGAGACGAGAUCCAAGUUUAAGAAGUCACAGAGCAUCGAUGAGAUUGACAUCGGCUCCUACAAGGUUUACAGUAUUCCCAUGGAUAGCUACAGUUCAUCCAUCGAGCAGCAGACUAGUCUGGAUCGUCCAGAGUUGCCGGGUUCGAUGGAGCAGACCAGCAUGUCCCGGUCACAGUCUGCCCCCAUGUUAGACGAUGAGCUGGGCUUCCCGGGACAUGGACACGGACAUGGCAACCAGAACCAGCAGAACCAAAAACCUGCCAUCCCACAGAAGGCAUACCACUUCGACCACAACUACAACCCCCAGGUGACCAUGGACCGUCGGGUCCCUCCCCCCUUCCCCAACACACCAGACUAUGUCAACCACUCAUCGAAGGCUUUGGAGUACAUCAGUCAACCAGGGAAGACAUUACCCAAGGAGCUGGUGAGCCCCCGGUAUCGUGCAUAUCCACCUCUGGAGAUGUUUUCUUUCCCCCAGUCGCCAAUCAACCAGGACGGUCCGUCCAGCCAGCAGCAGCAGCCGAUCCCAUCGCAGCGCUCGAGGCCAGGGUUCUUGAGGAGAGCGGAUUCAUUGGUGAGCUCCACCGAGCUCGCUUUGUUCCGCAGAGUCCACGAAGCGCAGCAGGAGGCGCUGCAGGAAGCUCAGUACAGACAGCAGGCGGACCCCCCUCUCUACAGUCGGGCUCUUGCCUACUCCACCCCUAUGGAGCACUCUGCUGUCACCAACAUGGCCGACAGCCAGAGCCAGAUGCUGCACAAUAAGAGAAACGGUCGCUAUGAUGACGACUACCCCACCUACCAGGAACAGAAGAAGCCAAUGACUGGUUAUCCGACCAAGAGCUUGACCCAGCGCCGCCCCCUGUCUGCCAGGAGCUACAGCACUGAGACCUAUGGGGCAUCUCAGGCCCGUCCAGUGUCAGCCCGUCCUACCAUGGCUGCCCUGCUGGAGAAGAUGCCCCCUGACUACACUCUGGCAACCUGCCCUGAGAAACCGUCCGAUGACACCAUCAAAGUAAGACCUGUCGUACCACAGAAACCUGAAGACAUCACCUCCAGGAUGCCCGCCGACUGGAGGCAACAGCUACUCAGGCACAUAGAGGCCAAGCGAUUGGACAGGAGUGGUGUCCUAAAGCACAACACGCUCACGCUGGGCAUGCUCUGUCAGGGCGGGGGUCACGGCCAGGGGCGCAGCAGCACUUUGAACUUUAACCUUUACAAUAACACUAAGCAUGAGCCCCCUGCUGGCCGCUGGCUGCCACUACCUCCUCCUCCGUCUGCCAACGCUACCCCCUCUCAACAGGCUGCCAUGCUGGAUAAUGACCAGGAGGGGUUGUCAGGGAGCAACCAGUGGGCUCCCUACUCACUUGGCAGGAGGGACGUCCCACCUGACAAUCUCAUGAAAAAGAAUGCCCACCCCCACAACCCUUCCCACCAAUCACACAACACACACAUGAUCGUCACUUCCUCUACCUCCUCCUCGUCCACCACGCCUCAUCGUGUGGUCGGGCAGCAGGUCUAUGACGGCAUGAUGAACAAAGGCGGCCAAUACCAACCAGGGAUGCCCUUGUCAGUCGUUCCCUCUGGGGGACAGUACCAAGGCAACAUGUCUCAAGGCCAUUCUGUUCCUGGACAGGCUUACCCCGGCUCCGGCCUGUCCAUGGCUAUGUCCCCAUCUGGGAACCAGCCCCAGUACAACCCCCAUUCCUCCCACACCUCCCAUCAGUCCUCCCUCCCCGCCACCAACCCCCAGUACCACGGCAACCAGGGCAUGGUCCAUAGCAACCAGGUUGUCAUGACCCACACCAACCCACGGCCCCAGAGCGCUCGCUGCCUGUUGCAGACUAAAGGCCAGAAGAGCACGGAUGGUUACCAGGAACAGUUGUGUGUGAGAAUAGAGAAGAACCCUGGUCUUGGUUUCAGUAUCUCUGGUGGCAUCAGCGGCCAGGGGAACCCCUUCAAACCCUCCGACAUGGGUAUCUUUGUUACUAGGGUACAGCAUGAUGGGCCCGCCGCCUCUGCCCUGCAGCCCGGAGACAAGAUACUGCAGCAUGACUGUGUAGCUCCUACUCUCCUCUCUCUUUUCCCCAACAGUGAUGUGUUACUGAGAUAAUGAUGGCAGUGACCCUCCAUCCUUGCACAAACACACACACGCACGCACACACACACACACACACACACACACACACACACACACACACAUGUAUGGAUAUACUGCACACACACAUGCAUCUACACAUACAUGCGCACACACACAUGCUGUUGACUGUGCUGCGUGUUUGCCUUGCAGGCUAACGGACAUAGUUUUUUACACAUGGAGCACGAGACAGCCGUCUCUCUGCUGAAGAGUUUCCAGCGGAUGGUGGACUUGACGGUUCUGAGAGACAGCAGCACGCGCUAAAAAAAAAAAAAAAAAAAUAGUUUUAUAACAAACAAACAAACAAACACAACAACGCUUCUCUACUCUGCUCAUCGCCAUCCCACGCCACCCCACCUGACCUCCGCUGGGGGCUUGUGGAACUGAAAAAUGAGCCGCCUUUUUUUACCUUUUUAAGGGAACACACAGAUGUUUAUUUGCCUAUUGCUGGACCAAAGGCAAAUACUAGUGCCAAAUGUACCAUAGGAAACAUAUCGGCUCUUCUGUCUACCGGCGGUCAGGGACCUGAUCGACGACCGGACAGACCACGAGAGGACUCUACACUCUGAGUUCCUACAGGGCUGCUGCAGUUUGGAUUGUGUGAUUGGUUUGUUAAUUAGGCAGUCAUCUGAUUGAUCAGUCUGAAUAGUUUGUUUUUGUUGGUUUCGGUAUAUUUUUGCUUUAUCUCCUAUGCCUUUUUUUUUUUUUUUUUUUUGCUGUCCAUGGUAGAUUUCCAAUGAUUUAUUCGGUGUAGCACAUGAUUUCUGUGUUCUCCAUCGCUCUCCUUUGCUUUGUCCGGUUCUUGUCUCCUCCCUCUUCUGUUGUCUUCUAUUCUGUUUACUUCUUCCCUUUCCGUCACUGUCCUGUAUUUUAUUUCUUUCUGCCGUCUUCUCUUCUGUCCUGCAGUUAGUAUUGCCUCCAGUGUACAGAAAAUUGAAACAUUAAGACUUUCUGCCUUGUGUAUAUAUACAUAGAGCUGCAGCUUUCGAGAGCUGCACUCUCCUUGGGGCCUGGGCAGACAGCUCUAAAACUUUAUGGUUAAUAUAAAUAUUGUUGAUAAACCACAUUCUGAAUUCUCUCUUAUGAACAUACAGGGAUAAUUUCUCCAAAUGGAUGAUUUUCUAUACUAUACCGCUGUUUUUUUUCUCUGUAAAGUAAACACUGUUCAUAGUUCAUCACUGCUACUUUUUUUUUGGUUUCAAAAAUUGUUGCUUGCACAGCUGUGCUGAAAAGAGCUAAAGCAAUAUUUCUGAGGCUCGGCCCACUGACAUUUUCAGCAGAGCCCAACUCCUGCAGUGCCAUCUAUUGAGCGAGUCAUGCUAAUGUUUACACACACUGCCGUGCACAUGAACUACCAGGCAAACACACACAUACAGUAGAUGUACAUGCCCCCAUACACAACAUAUAUUGCAUAAUGAAGCCCUGUUUAUAUUCUCGCCUGAUUUUAGAAUUCAACUGCUAUUAUAAAAAACAGACACACACGCGCGCACACACACUGCAACAUUAUUCAUGAUACCUGUGCCAUAUUUUGAGGUCCUGUUUUCUGGUGUUGUUACAGCGUUGUUAACAUCCCUUUUUAGCUUUUUGAGUUGUAUGAUGAAGUUACAGCAUGCUUUCAAAUCACUGGUCACUGUCAGCCAGCCAUUUUUUGUUGGCUUCUAGGGUUCUCUACACUGUAGAGGAUUCUAGAUGUAUUAUAUCACUGAGUUUCAGUGAGACUGAUGUUCUAUAGUUGGUGACAUAUGGACCCUCUGCCCCUCCCUGGUUGUAUUUACACAGGCCCAAAACAUCAGAGCUUUACUUCUUUGUGGCCCAGAUCUGAUCUGCACACAGUGAGAGCAGCAGCAUGUCGGGAAACUGGUCUUAACGUUCGGCAAGCACCCGCUCUGCUGGAGUGCCCUCCCCUCUCGUCUCCCUGUAGAAAGCAACAAGAGAAAAGCGAAUCGAUAAGGUAUAACACACAGCGUUGGUGUCUCAAUGGGCAAAUCUGUAGUGAAUCAGGUUUUCCCUCUUAGACAAUCAGGGAAUGAUCAGAUCUGUGUCACAAAGACUUUUGGCUGCACUACACUGUAAUUUUUUUAACUUGAGGAGAUGCUAAUUGACACAAAGUGUAUAUGGAAAUUUAGACAUUUAGAGGAACAGAGAAACAAAGUAACGUAGACUCUGAUGGAGAGGCUUAGAUUAUAUGAGAGAUUUCUGAGGCCAUGUAAGUGUGGUCUGACUAUGGUAGUCAUGCUUCAGAAAUUGUAUUGACAUGUCAGAAGAAACCACAGAAAAAGAGCGAAAGGAUUCAUUUUCUGUCUCCAUGUAAAUGCAGCACGUGUCUUGAAGACGUUUCAUGACAGGGAGCCGUGUUCUGUUCUGUAAAAUAUCUGAUGUUUCAUCCAGAGCAAAACAUCCUUCACUGUCUUUUACUUUUACUUGACAUGACAGAGUCAUCCUGUGCCCAUUUUGUGUCAACCCUCUUAAUAAGCGUUAGAAUUUAGUUCAUUCAAUUUAAGGGACACAAAAUGGCACAGUGUAGUCUUGUGGUUGAGAGAUCUCAGUCACAGGUAACCACCCAACCCUAUUUAGAGUUUGAAAAAUCAAAGAUAUUGUGAUGAGAACAGAGAAAAAGGUUUGAUAAUAUAAUUAUUUUUUACUACAUGUUUCAGGUAAUUCUUUCUAAAUAUAUUGAUAUACCUAAGCUUUGCUCAAAAAUUGUGAUAUUUUAUAAUAAUGACACUUAUAACAAAGUUAUGGAUGGAAGUACGCACAGUAUGACUUGGAUACCUACACAUGUACUAUCCAAAACUGUAUAAAAUGUAUUUCUACUGUAAUUGUGAAUUUGUGUUAUACAAAUAUAUAUUAUAUAUAUAUGUAUAUGGCUAUAAAAACAGUCAUUUUCUAUGUGUUUAAACUACAUAAGAGCUGAACAAAUGCUGAGGACGGUGUCACUGUACAUAGCUGUGAAUGAAAUCCAAUUUAAAAUGACUCAUAUUGAUUGUGAAUGUACUCAUGCUUUUGCAGUACCUACACCUACCCAACUUGAAUGCUGCUUCUUCUGUUGUGUGACAAAAAGUACUUUGACCUCCGAAGAGAGAAAAACGCUGUCGAGUUAUAAGUUGGACAAAUUUUAGUGAUGAUUUUAACAGAACUAUUUAUUUCUUUAUUUAUUUGCACAUGCAAGUUGAAAUCCUUCCAGUUUUAAGUUUGAGUAUUAAUGCGGAGAAAUGUAAUUGCAGAAGUAUAUAUAAUAUAUAUCAUGUGUUUAGAAUGCAUUUUGCAGACGCUAUCUGUACAUACUAUUUAAGAUACAGUUUUUACAAAAAAUAAUAUAUGUAUAAAAUUGAAAAAAUGCUGUGCAGCGAUUAUACUAGAGCCAUUUUGGGCUUUGGGACGUACCAUUUUUUCAGUAUAUAAGAAGUGUUUUGAAUAAUGUACUAAAGUCUCUAUUGUACAAAUAAUAAAAAUGUCACUAUUGGUAA